AGCAGGACUUCAGACAGUAAACUGUGGAUGCUGCUGCACAGGAAAUGCUUUGUGGACUUCUGUUAGUCAUUUAGCGGCUUCACUUCUCGAAAGGAUCUCUGUCUGAGAACACGGAGCGUAAAGAGAGAGGAAAUAAAGUGAAGACAGCGCGAGCCGGGAUGCUUGAAUUAGGACGUUUCGCUUUGACCACAGCAGCAGUUGUUGCGCUGCUGUCCUGCGUCUUCUCCUUCAACGUGGACUCGAAGAACUCUUUGUCGUUCGACGGUCCGCUGGAGGACAUGUUCGGGUACACCGUGCAGCAGUUUGAGAACAGCGAGGGGAAAUGGGUUCUGAUUGGAUCGCCGCUGUCGGGCCAGCCGGCCAAACGGACCGGAGACGUUUACAAGUGUCCCGUCGGGAGGGGGGGGAACACGUGUGUGAAACUGGAUCUGCCCACAAACACAACCAUUCCCAACGUACACGAAGUGAAGGAGAACAUGACCAUGGGAAGCACGCUGCUGACCAAUCCCAGCGGAGGAUUUCUGGCCUGUGGUCCUCAGUACGGCUACAUGUGUGGGCAGCAGCAGUUCAUCUCCGGCGUCUGUGCGAACGUCAGCGACUCGUUCCAGGUCCUCAACUCUUUGGCUCCCGCCGUGCAAGAGUGUGCGAAGGAGCUGGACAUCGUAAUGGUUCUGGACGGAUCCAACAGUAUUUAUCCCUGGAGCAGCAUCAUCGAAUUCCUGGUGAAGUUCCUCAAGAACAUCCAGAUCGGACCCAAACUCUCUCAGGUGGGCAUAGUGUCUUAUGGACAGACGGUGACUCACAGAGUGAAUCUGAGUCAGUUUGAGAACAACGAGGAUCUGGGGGAUUUUGUGAAGGAACUUCCUCAGCAGACCGGAUUCAAGACCAUGACGUUCCUGGGCAUCGACACUGCCAGGAAGGAGGCGUUCAUGCCGGAGCGCGGCGCUCGACCCGGGGUGAAGAAGGUGAUGGUGAUCGUGACGGACGGAGAGUCACAUGACUUCUAUAAUCUGAACAAAGUGAUCGGAGACUGUGAGGAUGACGACAUCGAGAGGUUCGGCAUCGCUGUUUUGGGAGACUACAACCGUCAGAACAAGAGCUCAGAAGAAGUGAACAAGUUCAUCAAAGAGAUCGCGUCCAUCUCCAGCGAGCCGCUGCACGACCACUUCUUCAACGUGUCGGACGAGGUGGCGCUGCUGAGCAUCGUCGACGCUCUGGGGAGCAAGAUCUUCGCCUUGGAGGCUACAACCGGAAACUUCACCUCCUCCUUCGAGAUGGAGAUGUCCCAGGCCGGGUUCAGUGCUCACAACUCUAAAGACGGCGUGAUGCUGGGAGCGGUGGGAGCGUACGACUGGAACGGCACCGUGGUGAUGCACACGGCCGCAGGGACCAUCGUUCCCGGGAAGAAUGACUUCUACGACCCGGAGACCGAGGCCGGGUACGAGGGACUGGCCGGGUACCUCGGAUAUGAUGUGCAGUCGGCCUCCACCCCUGAUGGAGUUCUGUACAUCAGUGGAGCUCCGCGAUACAACCACACAGGAAGAGUGGUGAUUUACCGUCUGAACGACAGGAACAACGUCGUGGUGUCGCAGAUCCUGAAGGGAGAACAGAUCGGUUCGUACUUCGGCAGCGUCCUGCAGACGGUGGAUGUGGACGGAGACUCCUUCACAGACCUGCUCUUAGUCGGAGCUCCGAUGUUCAUGGGAACAGAAAGAAACGAGCAGGGACAAGUCUACGUCUACAAAAUCAACCAGGAGAACCAGUUUGACCACCAGUUCACUCUAAAGCCUGUGAACCAGUCGUGCUGCACGGCUCACUCUGAAGGCUGCACCAAUCAGAACGAGCCGUGUGGAGCUCGCUUCGGAACGGCCAUCGCUGCCGUCUCCGACAUGAACCUGGACGGAUUCAAUGACGUGGCGAUCGGCGCUCCGUUUGAGAACGACCACAGAGGAGCCGUGUACAUCUACCACGGAGAAAAGACCUCGCUGAAGGAGAAAUAUGUCCAGCACAUCCCUGCUGGAGGUGACGGUGUGAAGGUGAAGUUCUUCGGUCAGUCCAUCCAUGGAGUCAUGGAUCUGAACGGAGACGGGAUCACUGACGUUACCAUAGGAGGUCUGGGAGGGGCUUCUCUGUUCUGGUCCAGAGACGUCGCAGAGCUCCGAGGCAACAUGACCUUCGACCCCGUUAAGAUCAACCUGCAGCAGGCUCAGCAUCAGUGUGAGCACGGAGGACGUAAAUCUGUGUGUGUGAAGACGGAGGUGUGUUUCGUCUACAGCGUCAAAUCUGACCAGCUGGCCGAACACCCAGCUGCAGGUAUCCGCUACACUCUGACUCUGGAUGCUCUGCGUGCGAAAGCGAGGGCGUCGUUCAUCGGCUCGGACGAAAAGAGCGACCGCAGAGUCGCCAGGACGUUCAAUAUCAGCCACAGAGAGAAAAAAUGUGCUCAAGAAACCUUCAUGAUGUCGGCCCGUCUGGACUUCAGAGAUCCUCUCAUGGUGUCUCUGGAGUUUGGCCUCUCAGAUGAAGACCAAGGCCCCGUCCUGGAUGAAAACCUCCCUCGAUCCAUCAACAAGACAAUUCCCCUGGUGGACUGUGGAAGUGAUGAGAAGUGCAUCGCUGAUCUCUCUCUCAAAGCAGUGCCUAGUGUCAAUAAGAUGAUGAUCAGAACCAACAAAGACAAGAUCGACGUGAACAUCAACGUGAGGAACAGCAAAGACAACGCGUACAACACCAAAGUCAUCCUCAGCUUCUCCCCAAACAUCAACUACGUUAAAGUGGAGCCGGAGAAAGCGUGCACGCUGAAUCACACGAAGGUGGAGUGUGCGGUUGGAUACCCUUUCUUAGGAAGCAACGUAGAGGAAGACUUCAAAGUGAGAUUUGAGGUGAAUCCCAAACACAUCCAGGACGUGAUUCAGAUCAACGUGACAGCCACGAGUGACAGUGAGGAGCUGGAGUCGACGCUGCACGAUAACUCGGUGCAGAUCUCCAUCCCCGUGAAGUACCAAGCUGGAAUCAUCUUCACUGUGCGUCCUAUGGAUGAACACGUGGUGGUGAAAGACGGUGAGACGUUUGCGAGUUCGUUCAACGAAACGAAGAUGAUCGGAGAGGAGGUCAACAUCAGCUACACGGUGGAGAAGUCAGGUGACAUGGUGACUCCUCCUCUGGACCUCUAUGUGGUUUAUCCUAAACUCUCGCCUCGGGAGAACAACCUCCUGUACCUCAUAAACGUCACAUCCAGCGCCAAGGUUGUAUGUGACGCAACUCGGUUGAUCAACUAUCAGCAAAUUAGUAGUAUUAAAAUAGUUUACCCGAAUCCGAAGAAGGAAACUCUGAGCGUCUUCCUGCUGAGAUGUGAGAACCAGUGUGCGUCCUUCAGAUGUUCGCUCCCUGAGAACACCUCCAGCCAGGUCAACGUCACGUUCAGAGUCUGGAAGCCCACCUUCAUCACGGGGGAGUUCACCAGUCUGUACAUGCUGGUGAACGCCACGCUGAAGAUCACAAACACAGACCUGUUCGAACUGAGCGACAACACCAGGAGUACGAAGAUCCAGGUUUCUAAGGAGUCUUCAGGAGGAAUCCCCAUCUGGAUCAUCAUCAUCAGCAUCCUCAUAGGACUGCUCAUCUUAGCACUCGUCAUCUUCGCUCUCUGGAAGAUGGGCUUCUUCAAGAGAAAAUCCAGAGACUACUCGAAGGAGGACAUGAUGGACUGAGGACACCCAGCAGCUCUGUGACAGCAGACUUUAAAACAGGCAGUCGGACAGACGGAGGAAACGCCAAAGGACCCACACACACCUCGGAGCAUACGACAUCAUGAAGACCUGGAAAAAAUAAACAAGCCUGCGUCAAAUAAUAUCUGCAAAUACUUCCCGGUGAUGCUUCAGGUUCACACACACAGAGAGGGCUGCUUUAAAUUGUAUUUGCGAAUACUAUUUGUUGUAGAUCAGCUUCUUACUUGCAUUCAAUAUCACAUCAAGUCAAAAAAGGAACCACAAAAGAGGAGGAAGAAGCCAUAACUCAGCAGGAAUCUGUUGGCAAGGAAGCGAAUAUCUGUAUUACAUACAGCUGUUUUACCUAAGAGCUAGCUGCUCUCCGGCUUCAAAGGAAAAAAAGUACUCAGGUUUUUCUGUGUGCAGAUCAAAUGUCGCGACCUCACUUUCUUUCUUUGUCAUUACAGCAUCAACGUCCAAAGGUCUGUUUGCUUUUUAAACAUAUAACAUGUGAACUUUACACGUGUUGGAGCAGUUCAAACUAAGCGAAUGUGCUUUAUUAGCAAUACAAGUACGGAAGCACUGAGAUGGAAGUAAAAAAAAAUGGUGAUCCAACUUUACCCGUUUUCCAGGUCUUUUUUCUGUUGUGUUUAUGAUGUAGGAACAUUUUAAGAAUCAUAUUUUCCUUUUGUAUUUCUUCAUAUUUUGUAUUGUUUGUUGUUGUAAUAUUAAUUUUAGCCACAAGAGGCACUAACUCUAAACACAAGAGCCGCUUUCACACCAAGUACUUUGCCGUACUUAGUACCCAGCACUUAGUACCCAGCACUUAGUACCCCAUGGAACUAAAGAGC
Trematomus bernacchii (emerald rockcod) is the source of this 4558-nucleotide messenger RNA. RefSeq names its product integrin, alpha 1 (gene itga1). Gene Ontology annotation, biological process: cell-matrix adhesion; integrin-mediated signaling pathway; cell adhesion mediated by integrin. The record is from RefSeq and is a predicted model, not a curated record. Gene Ontology annotation, cellular component: integrin complex; external side of plasma membrane. The coding region runs from base 159 to 3710 and encodes 1183 amino acids. The transcript is spliced from 30 exons. Lineage: Eukaryota; Metazoa; Chordata; Actinopteri; Perciformes; Nototheniidae. Gene Ontology annotation, molecular function: integrin binding.